AUGGCACCAAUGGUGCUGGCCCUCAUCCUGGGUUGGUGGCUGGUGGCAGCGUGCAGGGCACACCUCCUGCCCCAACCCUCCCUGUCACUACACCUCAGCCAGGAGAUACAAGAGGGGAAUAAUGUCCCCCUGCGGUGCGAUCUGCCCCAGCUGGCUGCCGAGGCUGAGUUCUAUCAGGAUGAACAAUUGAGACUUCACAGGCACAAGGACAAGGGGCUGGACACUUCUGAGUUCUCCUUCACUAUCACAAAGAUGGAACACGCAGUGAAGUAUCGGUGCCAGUACCAAGUGUUAGAACCACCAGGAUUAUUAGAGCAGAGCGACCCCGUGGAGUUGGUGGUGACAGGUGAGGGCACUGGGGACACCACCUGGUCCUAGGCUGACCCCACGGAGCUGUGUCCCAUUGCUGUCCCCUACCUUCAUGCAGAUCUCUGGUACUCCCCACCCAGCAUUUCCCUGAUCCCUGAGGAAUAUGGAGGAAAUGGGACCAAUGCAACCAUCCGUGUGGGGACAGGAACCAAUGACAUGAUCCGGUGCUGGAA
Numida meleagris (helmeted guineafowl) is the source of this 542-nucleotide messenger RNA. RefSeq names its product leukocyte immunoglobulin-like receptor subfamily B member 1. Lineage: Eukaryota; Metazoa; Chordata; Aves; Galliformes; Numididae. The transcript has 3 exons. Bases 1 to 378 code for a protein of 125 amino acids. The record is from RefSeq and is a predicted model, not a curated record.